Wasmannia auropunctata (little fire ant) is the source of this 4236-nucleotide messenger RNA. RefSeq names its product transcriptional activator protein Pur-beta (gene Pur-alpha). The transcript is spliced from 6 exons. Gene Ontology annotation, cellular component: nucleus. The record is from RefSeq and is a predicted model, not a curated record. Bases 2334 to 3230 code for a protein of 298 amino acids. Gene Ontology annotation, molecular function: DNA-binding transcription factor activity, RNA polymerase II-specific; purine-rich negative regulatory element binding; RNA polymerase II transcription regulatory region sequence-specific DNA binding. Gene Ontology annotation, biological process: regulation of transcription by RNA polymerase II. Lineage: Eukaryota; Metazoa; Arthropoda; Insecta; Hymenoptera; Formicidae.
GCCGCGCUUCAGGCGCAGAGAUCAAUGCAUCCGCGAUCGUCUCCGUUCGCAGUCGCUACUGCCGCCACCGCCGCUGCCGCCUUCGUCGAUGAUUGAUCCUUCCUCGUUGUUUUCUGCGCGAUCUUGAAUAGAUAAAUCCACGAUAAAUCUUGGACAUCCACGUGCGCGAAUAUAACGGCGAGAAACAAUUUCGGAAGUAGCGAUAGUUACGAUAAAGGAAACGUCUCGAUAUAAUGACUUUGUACGAUCAACAUGGAUGAAGAGGAGAAUUCUAAGGAAAAAAAAAAUAGAUAUGACUGGAGCUUAUUACUGGCCGAGAGAUGACGGUGAUGCUAAUGAUGAUGACGCCAUGUCGUAUUCGCGAAAUGGUGGUACGUGCGAUGCUCGCGCCCUGUGCAAAUGUGCAGUAAAAUACGACGUAAUGUCGAUGCAAGUCGGCGGACGAGAAGUGAAGUGGGCGUUUUCUGCAUAGAUGCCAGGCCAAUCGUUAGUUGCAAAAAUUGCUUACUGACGCUGUGCAAAAGUGAGUGAUGAGUGCGAUUUCACAGAGGAUCAUCCACGAGUGUGUUCGAGAGAAUUAUGGAUGAUCGCUGACGUCAAUUUUGGGGAUGAUUUAAGAAACGUUUGUUAUAAAAAAAAUCUCAGGAUUCUUGUGUCAAUACCCAAUAUAAUUGAAAUAAACAAGAGAUUGAUCAACGAUUCGUAUUGAUAAAUUGUUGACUCAGUGUUAUAGAAGUCUUACUCUCACAUUCCUUGAAUUUACAACUCGAUACAACGUAGGUGAUGCAUCAUCUUGAAAAGGAAGAAGCGAAGGAACGAGGACGAGAGAAAAAAGUAUUUUCCAUGUUUGAUCGUUUUUUAAAUCAGAGAAAUCUGAAUAUAAGAGAAAAAGAUCAAACAAAAAAGAUAUUUGAAACGAAAAAUAUAUUUUCUGUAGAGAAAUAUUGUUCAUUUCUAAUUGGGAAGUACCUUGCAAUUAAUAUGUUAUCUAUAUUGUUUUAAUUCCUGCUUAAAACUUGCCACGAAUGAUCGCGAGUGAUGGGUGUUCUUCACGUUUCUCAAAGUUGGCAUUUGCAAUCAAAAACUUUAAUUGAAAAGCAGCGAAUUUUUAAGUAAUAAAUGAUAACUUAGGAAUGACAAUAGUGGGUGGAGUCUGGAAGAGGGAAAGAGAUAGAAAGGGAAGGUGAAAGACAAGAAAAGGAGAUCAAGAGAAUAAGAAGAAAAUACGAAAAAAACCUUGUAGAAAGAUGAUGCGCGAACAUGCUAAUUUUACUGCUCAAUUUCAUCAUUGCAUCGCAUACUUUAGCGUUACUUAAUAUCAACCAUUCAACAAUAUCAACAAAAUAUCUUCUUUGUCAUUCUUCGUAUCGUUUUCGAAAAAAAAAAAAACAAAACAAAAUUGAAAAAACGAAUUUGAUAUAAAAUAAAAAAAGCAAAUGUUGUAAAGUUUACUACUAAUCUCGUUGAAAGCAUGAGUUAGCAGAAUGGUUCUAAUAAUAGGUAGGAAGGAGGAAUUCAACACAUGGAUCAAUGUGACUUAGUGGCUACGGUGGACUACAAGUCGGAAAGUCCGGCUGUACCUUAUGCGCGCGAAGGUGCGUGCCAAAGGGGAGGACUAGGGGGGAGGAACUGGUAGUGAUGCAACAGUUCAUUUACAUAGAGUCUGCUUUAGGAAAUGGAGCAAUGGUGAAAUUGCACAUCCGUAGGACUCAUGUUUAUUCUCCACAACGUGUCGUCAGAAGAUGAGCAAUCGAUGAAAUGAGGUGUGGAAAAAGAAAGCAACUGUCAAGGUAUCUAGUCAAGAGAUAGAGAAUAAGAUAUCCACUGAUAUGAUGAUACAUUCGACGAUUCAUCUUUCGUGAGGAGACUAAUAAAGGCUCAUUCGCGUGAACAGUAAUAAAGUGAGGAACAGGAAGAGGAAAUGUGAGGAAUUUGGAAAAGAUCUGCACGUUGACUGAAUUAGAUCGAAACAGAAAAAUAAUCUGUUUUACCGAGUUACUCCAAUGAGGAAUCUUUGCAGCGAUUCAUAUAGAAGUAUAAACGAGAAGUCUGUGACAAUUUGGAGAAGAAAAAUACGACUUUAUGAACGAAAUUAUUCGUUUUGAAAUAUAAAUUUUUUUGAAAUGAAGAAUUUCACACGUAAAAUUUAUUGUGCUUAAAAUAAAAGUUGUCAUGAAAGAAAGAGAAAGAAAAAAAUGGCAAGUGAACAUUUGUUAAUGUAAUUUCAUGCAUUGUGAGUUUUAACGAUGUAGUAGAAUUUUUAGCUCAAGAAAGAAAGAGGGAAGUGAGAAAGAAAGAGAUAUAUUUGCACAGAUUAUCAUAGAAUCGAUAGGAUGUUCAAAAGCAGGAUUUUCCAGGGUGAUCUUAGCCCCGUUCCAAUUCCAGGCGGCCUACAACAAUCCAGUCAGCAAGGCCAGCAGAGCGAGCAGGAACUGGCGACGAAAAUGUUGCAAAUUCAAAGUAAAAGAUUCUACCUUGACGUAAAACAAAACAGACGUGGGAGAUUUAUCAAAGUCGCGGAGAUUGGAGCGGAUGGAAGAAGAAGCCAAAUCUAUCUGGCACUCAGUACAGCAUCCGAAUUUCGGGACCAUCUGUCUACAUUUAGCGAUUUUUACGCAUCUUUAGGUCCACCAAAUCCGGAAAACGUGCCAGACGAUGGAAAACUGAAAUCAGAAAUGAUGGUGAAGGAUAAUAGACGAUAUUACUUGGACCUCAAGGAGAAUUCUCGCGGCCGUUUCCUGCGGGUGAGUCACCCUGUAUCGCAAACGAUAACACGGGGUGGACCCAGGACUCAGAUUGCAAUACCAGCGCAAGGUAUGAUAGAAUUUCGUGAUGCAUUAACGGAUCUUCUUGAAGAAUUUGGAACGGACGACGGUGGCUUCAAAGGCGAUUUGCCGGAAGGUCGUUAUAUGCGUGUGGAUAGCAAGAAUUUCUAUUUUGAUAUCGGCCAGAACAAUCGUGGCAUCUAUAUGAGAAUUUCUGAGGUGAAAACAAACUUUAGGACAGCCAUCACCGUACCAGAAAAAUCUUGGGCACGUUUCCGUGAUAUCUUCGCAGAUUAUUGUGAGAAAAUGAAGGAAGGCGGUGGUGUCAGCAGCAGCAGCAGCGGUGGCGGAGGAGGAAAUGUAUUGUCCGAGGGGAAAGGCUCGGUGGUGGCACAGGUACCAUCGCCAUCCUCGAAUACGCAGCCUAAUCCCAAUCCAAAUUUAGACUCUCCUUUAAUCAAGUGAAAAAGGCUUUAACUUAACUCGAACAUUUGGGAAUUAUAACUCGUAAACUCGUUUUCAAGUCAUUAAGCGAAGAAACGGAACUUGUCAGAGUCUAUGCCAUCGUCGUCGUCAUCGUCAUAUUAUUCAUCGGCUAUGACAUUGACAUGAUCAUCGGUAUAAUCGUUACACCGUCGUCAUCGAGAUCAUUUAUCGUCAUCGUCGCCGUCGCCGUCGCCGCCAGAUCAUUAUCAUCGUCACAUCGUCACAACCGUCAUAUACUUGCCGCUAAGCGCAAACACCAAAACUCGCCUGAAAUAUGACCAUUAUAUCGCAGAGGGCAUCAACUGAUUGUUGAGGUAUAUUCAUAUAACCACAGAUUUGAUAAAAAGAACAAAACAAAAUGAAAAAUGGAUGCGUGACGUGGUUAUUAAUACACAAUUGUUGGCACGUGAAGACGAAAAAAGGAGGAAAGAGGGAGAGAUGAUGAUGACGAUGCGUGUGUGUGUGUGUACGUAUGUAUGUAUGUGUGCGUGCGUGUGUACGUGUGUGCGCGUGUGUGUGUGCGCGCGCGCGUGUGCGCGCGUGUGUGCGUGCGCGCGCGGAGGGAAAAUGAGUCACUGCCGCUCGUGCGACUAACACAGAUAACACACAAAAAAAAAAAAGAAAAAGAUAAAAAUACGCAACAACGGAAAAUCAAGAAUAUGGUUAUCGAGCGAUAUCUUUUUAGGUGAAACUCGAGUAGCCAUCGAUUAACGUUAUGAGUACUACCGUUCAUUUCCUGCUUGCUUUCCAUAGACGCACGUUCGUUUGGUUUCACUAAUUUUCUUAUCGUACAAUCUUUUUAAUCUUGGACGUUUGGAUAAUCGCACGUAUUUUGCAACUCAUGUAUGAGUUGAACGUACUGAGAAUCUUGAACGGGAAAUGGACUGUAGUGUAGAUCACGUUACAAUUGAAUUUGAUCGUUCAGAAUUUAUGAAUAAAUAGUUGUUAUAUUAACGAUUAUAUCACGAGUAAGAAAAAAAAAAAA